AUGGCGAACUCAAUACCUGACGGGUCGUGGCCAGAACUGGUAGAAAUGGCACGCAAGCAUCAAACAAGCAUGCCCAAAGGACAGGCUGAAUUACUGGCUCUCAAGGCCCAAAUCAAGUGCCACGAAGCACAGCCGACAUCUACGGUCUCAGAGAUCAAGCUCAUAUAUGCGCGCGUGCUGAAGAAUGAAGCUGAACUUUUGGCUCUCAAAGUCAGGAUCAACGCCUACAGAGCCCGAGUCGUCCAUGUGGCUUCGGUGAUCCCGCGUGGAGUAUCGCAUGACACCAGACACCCACAUCAGUGCAUUGAGCAACAGUCAAGUUGCCCAAAACUGGUAAGCAAAGACAAGGCCGCGAAAUAA
Messenger RNA from Pyricularia pennisetigena, 360 nucleotides. RefSeq lists its product as uncharacterized. The coding region runs from base 1 to 360 and encodes 119 amino acids. Lineage: Eukaryota; Fungi; Ascomycota; Sordariomycetes; Magnaporthales; Pyriculariaceae. The transcript has 2 exons. The record is from RefSeq and is a predicted model, not a curated record.